Molecule: messenger RNA, 285 nt
Organism: Sporothrix brasiliensis 5110
Lineage: Eukaryota; Fungi; Ascomycota; Sordariomycetes; Ophiostomatales; Ophiostomataceae
Product: mitochondrial intermembrane space translocase subunit Tim10
Exons: 2
Coding region: 1-285 (94 amino acids)
Biological process (GO): protein insertion into mitochondrial inner membrane
Cellular component (GO): mitochondrial inner membrane
Source: RefSeq, a predicted model, not a curated record
AUGUCGUUCUUUGGUAUGGGCCGCCCGCAGCUCUCGUCGGCCGAGAAGAUUGCGUCCGUCGAGGCCGAGAUGAAGAUGAUGUCCGACAUGCACAACCGCCUCAUCAAGGCCUGCGCCGCCAAGUGCGUGCCCACCGACUACCGCGAGAGCGAGCUCAACAAGGGCGAGAGCGUCUGCCUGGACCGCUGCGCGGCCAAGUUCUUUGCCGUGCACAUGAACGUGUCGGAGCACAUGCAGCAAGAGGCGGCAAAGCGCAAUGCCGGCGGCGGCGGCGGCAUGUUCUAA